AUGAAGCUGUGGGGCAGAGCUAAAGUUUUCCGGAGGAGGAUGCUCUGUCUCUGGUUGCUGCUCCUCGGGUUCGCCUUGGUCACGCUGGCACUCUCGGACCUGUUUAACCGGGACAGGGACAACAGUUAUCAGAAACCUGGCCCUCCCCGCCGUCCCCUGCAGCGGGUCCCCAAUCCACCGGACUUGGAGGUCGUUGACUACCAGGAUGAUGCCUUAGAGUUCGUUGUCGACCUCAGCCCGCUCAACUCUCUGCAAGAAGACCAGCUUUUAUUCGUGCGAUCGAUGCAGGGCACCAAGAGCCCUCCGCAGAGGAAGGGGACUUACAAGGUGCUUCUGCCGGUAACAAAUAAACAUAUCACUCCGGCGACCCCUACGCACGGUGAAAUGGGGAAGGCAGUGCGGCUGCACCUGGAGGGUGUGGAAAAGGAUAAGGAGCUGUCUGCAGGGCAGAAGUACGGUUUCAACGAAAUGGUCAGCGAGAAGAUUUCACUGCACCGCAGGCUGCCAGAGACGCGCCAUCCUAAGUGUCUGGGGGAGCAGUACAGUGAGUCGCUGCCGUCGGUCAGUGUUGUUAUCUGUUUCCAUGACGAGGCUUGGUCCACGCUCCUGCGCACAGUGCAUAGCGUGCUGGAUACUGCACCCAAACAGCACCUGCGGGAGGUCCUGCUUUUGGACGACCUGAGCCAACACGGUCACCUGAAGAGUGUGCUGAGCGAGUAUGUGUCACAUCUGGAUGGGGUACAUUUGAUUCGCAGCACAAAGCGCCUGGGUGUUGGAGGAUGCCGUAGUCUGGGUGCUGCCAGGGCUGCUGGGGAGGUGCUGGUGUUUAUGGACUCCCACUGUGAAUGCCAGAAGGGCUGGCUGGAACCGCUGCUGGAGAGAGUGGCCCAGGACAGGACCAGAGUGGUGUCCCCCAUCAUGGAUGUGAUAGACUGGCAGACGUUUCAGUACAAUGCCACCCAGUGGCCAGUCAAGGGAAUGUUUGACUGGAGACUGGACUUCUACUGGGAGUUAAAAUCACAGCUGCAAGAAAAGGACCCUGGCUUGGAUAUUGAACCUGUGCGGAGCCCAGCUUUAGGAGGUGGAGUUCUGGCCAUCGACAGACAUUUCUUCCAGAGUGUGGGAGCCUACGAUCCGGGGAUGCUGCUGUGGGGGGGCGAACAAAUUGAGCUGUCAAUCAGGGUGUGGUCAUGCGGGGGCUCGAUGGAGGUGGUUCCUUGCUCCCGUGUGGCCCACCUAGACCACCACCACCUACCUUACCGCUUCCCAGAUGAGCAGCUUCAGAAAAACAAGAUCCGCAUUGCAGACACAUGGAUGGACACAUACAGGAAGAUUUUCUACAGGAGAGACACACUGGCUCACUUCAUCAGGCAGUCUGAGAGCCCUGACAUCACAGAGCGUCUGCAACUAAAGAAGACUCUGGGCUGUAGGAACUUCCAGUGGUACCUGACUACAGUGUAUCCACAACUUUACAUCCCCCAGGACAGGACUGGACUAUCAGGAGAGCUUUACAAUGUUGGCACCAGUAGCUGUGCAGACUACCCCAGAGAGCACGGACUGAAGGGUGGGUCCAUGAAUAUAGCACCAUGCAGCGGGACGGGGAGCCAGCACUGUGAUCUAAAUUCUGAGGGUGAAGUGCGAUGGGGUCCAUUGGGAUCUUUGUGUUUAGACACCAAAGGCGAGCAAGUGAUCCUUUCUCCAUGCCUCAAUCCCCGACCUACAGCCAGCAGACUCCAGUGGAAGUUCAUAAAGCUGAGCGGCCAGCUUGUUCACCAACAGUCCCAGUUAUGUCUGGAGGCUGUAAAGGACGGAGGCCCCCCACACAGCAACAGUGUUCAACCAAAACAAGUCAGCACCCAUUCCAGCGUGGGUGGUCUCUUCAUGCGCCCCUGCACCCAUCAGCCCAGACAGCAGUGGCACUUUGAGCAACUAGUGGCUCCUAAAGGCACCUGAGAGAAAGCACACAUGGACUAGUGGAUUUUAAAGAUGUGAAUCUUGGGCACAUAUUAUCAU
Messenger RNA from Scomber japonicus (chub mackerel), 2013 nucleotides. RefSeq names its product polypeptide N-acetylgalactosaminyltransferase 15-like. The transcript has 10 exons. NCBI's taxonomy places the organism in Eukaryota, Metazoa, Chordata, Actinopteri, Scombriformes, Scombridae. Gene Ontology annotation, cellular component: Golgi apparatus. The record is from RefSeq and is a predicted model, not a curated record. Bases 1 to 1953 code for a protein of 650 amino acids.